Molecule: messenger RNA, 1504 nt
Organism: Coffea eugenioides
Lineage: Eukaryota; Viridiplantae; Streptophyta; Magnoliopsida; Gentianales; Rubiaceae
Product: 39S ribosomal protein L46, mitochondrial
Exons: 6
Coding region: 295-1020 (241 amino acids)
Cellular component (GO): mitochondrial large ribosomal subunit
Molecular function (GO): structural constituent of ribosome
Source: RefSeq, a predicted model, not a curated record
UUCGCUAACAGUACCGUAGUUUUUCCUGUAGUAAGACCGGCACUCUGGACAUCAUCACCGGUGGCAGGUAAAACCCUGCCUCCGUUUCAUCUCCGGAUAGUCCGCUGUCCAUUUCUGUACCUUCUUCUUCUUCGCCUAUUGCUAAUUUUAGGGCUCUAUCUUCACAGUCUUCAUCAAUAUUUCUGCCAUUCUUUCAGUAAAUUAUCUUUUGCUUUUGUUGGUUUAUGAGGGAAACUCCUCUUCUUACUAAAGCUUUGGACUCUCAGUUGAACGAGUAGUAGUUAGUAGCGAAAAAUGCAGAGAUCUUGCACUUCUCUUGUAGGUCGUCGUCAGUUAAGAACGCGAGGGUUUUGCUCAUCAUCCAGCAGGGCCGCCAACACCGGCGGCGAUGAUAAAAUCAUAGCAUCGGUAGUGUUUGAGAGGCUACCAGUUGUCAUUCCCAAAAUCGAUCCUGUUGUCUAUGCUUUUCAAGAAUUCUCGUUUCGUUGGCAACAACAGUAUCGAAGGGAAUAUCCUGAAAAGUUCUUGAAAAAAUCUGAUGCCAGGGGAAAAGGUGAUUACCAGAUUGAUUAUGUUCCAGCUCCUCGGGUGACUGAGGCUGAUAAAACUAAUGAUAAGAAAUCGUUAGAGAGAGCCCUUGACAGGAGGCUUUAUCUUCUCCUUUACGGUACUGCAUAUGGGUCUCCUAGUGGAAAGCCAACCUGGCACUUCCCUGAGAAAGUUUAUGAGUCUGAAGGAACUUUGCGCAAGUGUGCAGAAUCUGCAUUGCAAUCUGUGGUUGGAGACCUUUCCCACACUUAUUUUGUUGGAAAUGCUCCGAUGGGUCAUAUUGUUGCACAGCCUUCCGAGAGUAAUCAGGACCUUCCAUCUUUCAAGCGUUUCUUCUUUAAAUCUCAAGUGAUUGCAACCAACAAAUUCAACAUCGGGAGGUGUGAUGAUUUUGUUUGGGUGACGAAGGAUGAAUUGUUGGAGUAUUUUCCAGAACAAUCUGGUUAUCUCAAGAAGAUGAUCAUCAGCUGAUGUUUCUCCAUUUCGACCUUAUGCUGCCAAUAAUAUUUCUCGAAAGUUCAGUCAUGUAUUUCUGACCAAAAAAUUUUGGACUUUAAGAUCUAGGGACUGAAGCAUUUCCUAUGUUUGGUAAUCCUUUGCCAAUUUAGUAGCCCCAUGAAAAAUGUGGAGAGACUCACAGAAAAGAAGAAGAAGUUUAUGCUGAUGAUUAGGAAGGCUUAGGGCAGGUGCUGAUACUAGUUGUAAACUGUGGUAUGAACGGUCUGUUUAGAUAAACUUCUCGUGCCUUUGGGACACUUUAAUACAUCGUCUUGAAGUUCUUCUUGGGAAUCCUGUUCCCCUUGUUUGAUGAAGUCAUUACUUUGAGACUUUAGAUACUGUUUCAUCGGGAAUGACAUGUAGAAUUUCUAGUUGCAUGUCCUAUGGAUCUUCCCAAUGUUGUUGAUCUGAGAUUGGUAAUUUGGUAGUCAAAAGUAGCAGCAGCUUGCUUGUAGCC